Delphinapterus leucas (beluga whale) is the source of this 1972-nucleotide messenger RNA. The record is from RefSeq and is a predicted model, not a curated record. NCBI's taxonomy places the organism in Eukaryota, Metazoa, Chordata, Mammalia, Artiodactyla, Monodontidae.
GCGGGGAAGGAGAUUGGGUUUCUCUUUUUGUCGGUCUAGAGGGAGCUUGAGUCGGGAAGUGAGUCUCCAGACGCCGGCGAGCUUCGGGUGGUUCGGGCCGGCCGGGCGUGGGGGGUGUCUUGGGCCGCCGAGCAGGACAGGCGGGCGGUGGGCCGCGCUGCCCCGCCCCUGCCUCCGCUCUCACGGUCCUCCGCCAUGGCCGCCCCCAAGCCCAGUCUUGGCUCGGGUUCAGGUCUCUGGGUAGUGGAAACUCGUGUUGAGCACUUUUCAUCGCAGCCCUGGGAGGGGACCCCAAAGCAGCAGGGACGUCUGUGUCGGUACUGGCCUUGAGAGGAGGCUGGCGCUUCCUCCUGUGAACUUGAACUCCGCAUCCAUGCCCAGAAUACGCAUUGUAUAAAGUGAUGCCACCAAGAAGAAAAGAGAAAUACAGACUUCCUGUUCCACUUCCAGAAGGCAAGGUCCUGGAUGAUGUGGAAGGAAAACAGUGGGUGCUGGGCAAGAUGAUUGGCUCUGGAGGAUUUGGUUUGAUAUAUUUAGCUUUCCCCAUAAAUAACCCAGAUAAAGAUGCAAGGCAUGUAAUAAAAGUGGAAUAUCAAGAAAAUGGCCCAUUAUUUUCAGAACUUAAAUUUUAUCAAAGAGCGGCCAAAAGAGACUGUAUCAAAAAAUGGAUAGAACUCAAACAGCUUGAUUAUUUAGGAAUUCCUCAGUUUUAUGGAUCUGGUAUUGCUGAAUUCAAGGGAAAAAGUUACAGAUUUAUGGUAAUGGAAAGACUGGGAAUAGAUUUGCAGAAGAUCUCAGACCAGAAUGGUACUUUCAAAAAGUCAACUGUCCUGCAGCUAGGUAUCCGAAUGUUGGAUGUACUGGAAUAUAUACAUGAAAAUGAAUAUGUUCAUGCUGACAUAAAAGCAGCGAAUCUACUUUUGGGUUACAGAAAUCCACAUCAGGUUUAUCUUGCAGAUUAUGGACUUUCCUACAGAUAUUGUCCCAAUGGGAACCACAAACAGUAUCAGGAAAAUCCUAGAAAAAGCCAUAAUGGGACAAUAGAGUUUACCAGCUUGGAUGCUCACAAGGGAGUAGCCCUGUCCAGACGAAGUGACCUUGAAAUCCUCGGCUACUGCCUGCUGCGGUGGUUAUGUGGGAGACUGCCCUGGGAGCAGAACCUGGAGGACCCUGUGGCUGUCCAGACAGCUAAAACAAAUCUGUUGGAUGAGCUGCCUGAGUCGGUGCUUAAAUGGGCUCCUUCCGGAAGCAGUUGCUGUAAGUCAGGUGAAAUAGCCCAGUAUUUGGUAUGUGCUCAUAAUUUAGCAUAUGAUGAAAAGCCAAACUAUCAAAUGCUCAAGAAAAUUCUGAACCCAAGUGGAAUACCUUUAGGACCACUGGAAUUUUCCCCUAAAGGAGAGAGCUUAAAUGUGCGUCCUCCAAAUAAUCAAAAGGUUGAUUCACGAAAGGCUGCAACAAAGCAAGUCAAUCAGACGCAAAAUAGGUUACUAGAAAAAAAAGGCCACAGUGAGAAAAGUGCUGAGUCCUGUGCAACGUGGAGAAAAGUGCAAGAGGAGGAGAAGCUGACUGGGUUGUUCAACAGUGAAACAGCACAGGAAAGCACAAGGAGAAGACAAAAACACUGUGAGUCUCAAGAAUUUCUGAAUGGAGUAAAAAGUUCUCCACAAAAAUCCAGCUGUAUACAGUUCCCUAAUUCAUUUUAUGAACCCCAUCAAGAUUUUACCAGUCCAGAUAUGUUCAACAAGUCAAGCUCUCCAUCUUGCUACACGUACACUUCUACAACUGGUAUGGAGGUCACAGAAUUAGAUAGUUCUACAGGAUUUUGGCUUACAAUUUCCCAGUUUACUCUUAGUGAAGAGAUAAAGGCAGAUGUAUAUUAUUAUGGCUUCACCAUUCUUCUUCUUUUGAUAUUAGUAUGUCUUGCUUUAUAUUUUCUCUAAAGAUAUCAAAUAAAAUCCUUUUGCUAAUUUAA